CUAGGUUUUCUCUUCAUUUUCUUUUCGUACCAUCCAACAAAUUUUGCAUAUUCACUCCGUUCCCUUCACAAAUACAUCUUUCGGUCUUCAAUUUGUUAUCUGUGUCAAAUCAAACAUCAAAUAUAUUCUUCUAUCGUUUCUACAGGGUUAUUUUUAGCGAACGAUAUGUAUAACGGAAUAGGUUUGCAGACCCCAAGAGGGUCAGGUACCAAUGGAUACAUUCAGAGCAACAAGUUCUUCGUGAAGCCGAGGACUUCGAAGGUUGCCGAGAACAUGAAGGGUUAUGAGGCCGAUCAGGGUACUGCUGGUGUUACCAGAAAGGCCAACAAAGAAAUUCUUGAGCAUGACCGUAAGCGUCAGAUUCAGCUCAAGCUUGUCAUCCUUGAAGACAAGCUGAUUGAUCAAGGUUAUACUGAGUCCGAGAUUGCUGAGAAACUCGAGGAGGCUCGAAUUAAUUUGGAGGCUGCGGCUGACGACAACGAUGGAUCCUCCAAUUUGGAGAAGGUUUCUGAUACACAGACUCACCAAAUUGCUGCUAGAAAGGAAAAGCAGAUGGAAGCAUUGAAAGCUGCUCUUGGUAUAGUUUCAUCUGAAGUUGAUGAAUUAAAUACUGAUGGGAAUGAUGAUGGGCUUGGAAAUGAAGGGAAAGAUGUUUCUAUUGCGGAUGCAAAACAUAUUUUGAAAAGUGAACACGCCUUUUUGGAUAGAGAUUUCAGUCGGAAGAAACAACUGGAGGAAGUUCAAAAAGAAGAAAAUACUAAGAAAAGAGGUGUUAAAGAGACAAAGCAUCACAAGAAGGGUGGGAGUCUCAAGAGAAAGUACAAGGAUGAUUCAUCUGAUUCAGACAGCAGUACGGAUGAUGAGAAGACAGGUAGAAGGAAGCAUGGUAGAGAUAAUACGGACAGUAGUGAUGAAUCUGAUUCUGAUAGUGAUGCUAAGAGGAAGGUCAAGGCUAAAAAGAAGCGGAAGACAUCUAAGACCCACAAGAAAGGCAAGGUGGUGGACAGUGAUGAUACUGAUUCUACUUCUGAUACUGAUGACAGCAAUGGUGCAAGAAAAAGUAAUAAAAAACCAGAAAAGGCUAGUAAGAGGCAUGUUUCAGAUGAUGAUUCUGAUCCUGAAAGCUUCCCCGGGCAUAGGACUAAAGAAGUGAAGGGACGUACAAAGACGAGCAAACGUCGUGAUUCCAAAGAGGAAUCUGAUGCUGAUAGUGAGGAAGAGAAACAUAGUAGACAUGAGAAGGAGAAGAUGAGGAGGUACGGUUCUAUUAAUGAGGACUCUGAUAAAGUUGGUGUUAGGCAUGCUUCAGGACAAGAUAAACAUGUGAAAAAGAGAUCAUACUCAUCCUCUGAUGAGAGUAGCAGUGAUAGUGAUUCAGGCAGUGAUGCUAGUGAUCACAUGUAUGAAAGAACUAGAAAAAGUGGGUUUGUAGCAAAGAGAGAUGGGCCAAAGGAGGAGGUAAAUCACAGAGGUAAUGUUGCGGAAAAAGGGAGAAAUAGUGCUAAUGUUGAUGGGUUGAAUUCUUUAAGAAAAUCAUAUGGUAGAGAUUAUAAAGUGGGUUCAAAUUCUAGAACUCAAGCAGUGUCAAAGGGUGACAAGAAGAUUGAUGACGAUAGAGAUAGGGAGACUGCCAAAUCUGCUAAGCAUGACGGAGAGGAUAGGAAGUUUGGUAAAUCGGAGUCUGAAUUGAAAUCUCAAAUUUACCAACAUGAAAAUCAAGAAAGGGAUGGUUAUCCUAAGUUAGCUAGGCUCAGAGGGAAUGAUAAUGAGGCUUCUGAGUCAAGAGGCAGAAAUUAUAACAGGGAUGUUGAAUCACAAUCUGUUGGACGUAUUGAUCGGAAUAGGGAGGAUUAUGAAACAAGAAGAAAGGGAAGAAAUGAUAAUGAUUAUAAAAGGGAUCAGGAUGACCAUGGAGAAAGAAAACAUGGAAGGAGGGAAGAUGACCGCACAGGAAGAAAAUACUUAAGGGAUGAGGAUGAUUCUAGAGAAGGAAAGCAUAAAAGGGACGGGGAAGACCAUAGAGAAAGAAAGAGCUUAAGGGAUGAGGAUGAUCGUGGAGAUAGAAAGCAUGGAAAGGAUGAAGAUUAUUCUAUAGGAAAAAAGCAGUUUAGGGAUGAGGAUGAUCUCAAAGAAAGGAAGAUCAGAAGGUUUGAAGAUGACCGUACAGGAAGAAAGACCCUGAGGGAUGAGGAUGAUUAUGGAGAAAGAAAGAACUUAAGGGAUGAGAGUCAUCUUAGAGAAGCACAAAACAAAAAGGAUGAGGAUAGAAAGAGCUCAAGGGAUGAGGAUGAUCGCAGAGAAAGAAAGGUCAGAAGGGUUGAGGAUGAUCGAACAGGGAGAAAGACCUUGAGGGAUGAAGAUGAUUAUGGAGAAAAAAAGCGCUUAAGGGAUGAGGGUCGUUACAGAGAAGCACAAAACAAAAAGGAUGAGGAUGGCAGUGGAGAAAGAAAGAACUCGAGGGAUGUGGAUAGUUGGAUAGAGAAAAAGAGGUCAAGGGAUGAGGAUGAUCACGUAGAGAGAAAAGGUUCAAGGGAUGAGGAAGAUCACAGAGAAAGAAAACACUUGAAGGAUGAGGAUGUUCAUGGGGAAAGAAAGCCCAGAAGCGAUGAUGAUGAUCGAGGAGAAAGAAAGCGCAGAAGGGACGAUGAUGGUCAUGGGCAUGGAGAAAGAAGGCACUACAGAAGGGAUGACAAUGAUCGUGGAGAAAGAAAGCACAGAAGGGAGUAGUAGGAAGAGUGGGAAAAUCAAGGUUAUAAGAUGGGGAUUAUUCCCAGAAAACCAAAUACUCUGGACGCCAGUAUUAUUUGUUGUCUUGUUUCUGCUGUUUAAAGCAUACAAUGUUUUUGUGUGUUUGAACUGUUUACUUCCAUGUUUGCUUAAAUUUAAUGUUGAGUUCCGACUGCCCAAUUUUGUUUGUGGUUUUCCUUUUAAGGAAGCCUUGAAUAAAUAUUUGUAAGAGUAUGUGGAAUUAUGAAACUAUUAUCUUCAUGAAAUAUAAUAGACCUAGACCUUCUUUCGCUGCAUGAGAGAUGAAAAGUCAAGUAAGACCACCAUAGUAAGAUGGCAGUGAAAUGUUCCAGGGAACUAUAACGUGGUUUAUGGAUGAUGCACUUUCCCUUA
Cicer arietinum (chickpea) is the source of this 3120-nucleotide messenger RNA. RefSeq lists its product as uncharacterized. The record is from RefSeq and is a predicted model, not a curated record. NCBI's taxonomy places the organism in Eukaryota, Viridiplantae, Streptophyta, Magnoliopsida, Fabales, Fabaceae. Gene Ontology annotation, cellular component: nucleus.